CGUGUAAGUUUCACGUUUCAACCGCUGUGAUUUAGGGGGGGGUUGCAAAUCCCCCUUUUACUUGUACGAAGCGGGAAAGCAGAAGCAAAGCAGCACUGCAGCAGUCAGCGAUUCAGCACAGACACUCACCAGUCCGAGUCGCCGAGAGCCACAGCCUGACACAGGCCACAACCAGAGUCAGUGCUGGGAGCGAGAGGGAGACGGAGGGACGCACGGCGAUGGGAUGACCACGACACUCUGUUGGCGUCUUCCCCCUCUGUCUCCCUCUCCCUUCUCCCACUAACGUGAAGACCGAAGGCCCCUCCAGUCCCGCCCACCUUUUCACCCUGAACUUUAGCUGGAUGAAAGUUCCCCUCCCUCCCUCACAUUUCCUGGCUGAGAAAGUCCCUCUUCCCCUCCAUACCCUCAAAUUCUUCGAACUGCCACCUCCACCUCCACCACCUAUUGUCCCAUUCAUUGUACACGCAACUGAAUUGCAUCUGGCAACGAUUGUUCACUGUUCCUGCACAUCCCGAAUCCAUAUACUUUGUCGUCGGCGACGCUUAGUUUCCUCCAUUCACCGCCGCUAUCUUCCCGUAACACGGAAAAAGCCCACGCUGUCUCCUUCCCUUUCCCUUCCGAUCAUCAUCGUCACCCACGGCUCCUCGCAAACGCAUCGAACCCGACUCCCUCACCCAACUCAGACCCGACAUAUCAUCCAUACCCUUUCCAGUAAAUGCGUCGGCAUGCACCCGGUCAAACACCAACUGUCGUCCUGCCCGCCUUCAAAUUGAACUCCUCGCGCAACCCGAGUUGCUGCUCCUCCACCAUCCGGACCACCCCAUCUCC
Messenger RNA from Eremomyces bilateralis CBS 781.70, 828 nucleotides. RefSeq lists its product as uncharacterized. NCBI's taxonomy places the organism in Eukaryota, Fungi, Ascomycota, Dothideomycetes, Eremomycetales, Eremomycetaceae. The coding region runs from base 342 to 773 and encodes 143 amino acids. The record is from RefSeq and is a predicted model, not a curated record. The transcript has a single exon.